This is a messenger RNA of Camelus dromedarius (Arabian camel), 977 nucleotides long. RefSeq names its product thymidylate synthase-like. Gene Ontology annotation, molecular function: thymidylate synthase activity. The record is from RefSeq and is a predicted model, not a curated record. The coding region runs from base 1 to 948 and encodes 315 amino acids. Gene Ontology annotation, cellular component: cytosol; mitochondrion. Gene Ontology annotation, biological process: dTMP biosynthetic process. NCBI's taxonomy places the organism in Eukaryota, Metazoa, Chordata, Mammalia, Artiodactyla, Camelidae. The transcript has a single exon.
AUGCCCGCCACCGGCUCCGAACUGCCGCGCCCACUGUCACUGCCCGCCACGCAGGAGCGGGGCACAGAGCCGCCGCUGCCGCCGCCGCCGCACGGGGAGCUGCAGUACUUGGGGCAGAUUAAGUACAUCCUCCGCUGCGGCUCCCGGAAGGACGACUGCACGGGCACCGGCACCCUGUCGGUGUUCGGCAUGCAGGCGCGCUACAGCCUCAGAGAUGAAUUUCCACUGCUCACAACCAAACGUGUUUUCUGGAAGGGUGUUUUGGAGGAAUUGCUGUGGUUUAUCAAGGGAUCCACAAACGCUAAGGAGCUGUCUUCCAAGGGAGUGAAAAUCUGGGACGCCAAUGGGUCCCGAGGCGUCUUGGACAGCCUGGGAUUCUCCACCAGAGAAGGAGAUCUAGGCCCAGUAUACCGCUUUCAGUGGAGGCAUUUUGGGGCCGAAUACGAAGAUACGGAUUCAGAUUAUUCAGGCAAAGGAGUAGACCAACUGCAGAAGGUGACUGACACAAUCAAAACCAACCCUAAUGACAGAAGAAUCAUCAUGUGUGCCUGGAAUCCAAAACACCUCCCGCUCACGGCCCUCCCGCCCUGCCAUGCCCUUUGCCAGUUCUAUGUGGUGAACGGUGAGCUGUCCUGCCAGCUGUAUGAGCGGUCAGGAGACAUGGGCCUGGGCGUGCCCUUCAACAUCGCCAGCUACUCUCUGCUCACCUACAUGAUUGCACACAUCACAGGCCUGAAGCCAGGUGACCUUGUACACACUUUGGGAGAUGCACACAUUUACCUGAAUCACACUGAGCCACUGAAAAUGCAGCUUCCGCGAGAACCAAGGCCUUUCCAUAAGCUCAAAAUGCUUCGAAAAGUUGAGAAAACUGAUGGCUUCAAGGCUGAAGACUUUCAGAUUGAAGGCUACAAUCCUCAUCCGACUAUUAAAAUGGAAAUGGCUGUUUAAAGUGCUUUUAAAGGAGUUGUUUGAAGCAU